This is a messenger RNA of Thermothelomyces thermophilus ATCC 42464, 620 nucleotides long. RefSeq lists its product as uncharacterized. Gene Ontology annotation, biological process: cytoplasmic translation. The record is from RefSeq and is a predicted model, not a curated record. Gene Ontology annotation, cellular component: ribosome. Bases 199 to 579 code for a protein of 126 amino acids. The transcript is spliced from 4 exons. Gene Ontology annotation, molecular function: RNA binding; structural constituent of ribosome. Lineage: Eukaryota; Fungi; Ascomycota; Sordariomycetes; Sordariales; Chaetomiaceae.
CCUAAAAACUUAGGGCCAACGAAUUUAUGCAGCAUAGUGUCGAAUUGGAAUCCCUCACCGCCCGCGACAAAGUUUCCCCCCCGGUCGAUAUCUUAAAAAAAAGACCACCCGUCACCACACCACCAGGCGCAGGAUAUCAACCUCUUUGCGUCCUAGACAUCCACGGUCAAUCUCCGCCGAUCCAUCCCGACAGAAACAAUGGCUCCCAUCGCAAAGAAGACCGGCGCCAAGAAGGGCCCCAAGGUCACGAAGAAGUUCAUCAUCAACGCUUCGCAGCCCGCCAGCGACAAGAUCUUCGAUGUCUCGGCCUUCGAGAAGUUCCUGAACGAGAGGAUCAAGGUCGAUGGCCGCGUCGGCAACCUCGGCGAGACCAUCAAGAUCUCGCAGCAGGGCGAGGGCAAGAUUGAGAUCAUUGCCCACAACGACCUCUCUGGCCGCUACCUCAAGUACCUGACCAAGAAGUUCCUCAAGAAGAUGCAGCUCCGCGACUGGCUUCGCGUGGUCUCCACUUCUAAGGGCGUCUACGAGCUCAAGUUCUUCAACGUCGUCAACGACGAGGCUGAGGAGGACGAGGAGUAAAAUUGGUCGCCAUCCGGUUGGGAGUUCCUCGGGAUCAUCAG